Molecule: messenger RNA, 5820 nt
Organism: Thunnus maccoyii (southern bluefin tuna)
Lineage: Eukaryota; Metazoa; Chordata; Actinopteri; Scombriformes; Scombridae
Product: neurabin-2-like
Exons: 15
Coding region: 207-2867 (886 amino acids)
Biological process (GO): actin filament organization; neuron projection development; calcium-mediated signaling
Cellular component (GO): postsynaptic density; cytoplasm; dendrite
Molecular function (GO): actin filament binding
Source: RefSeq, a predicted model, not a curated record
AGGAGAGGCAGGCACUCAGUCUGUUCGCUCGCAGGAGGAAUCAGCAGCAGCAGGACAAUGGACUGUCUCCACAGCGGAUCCUAACGGCACCGGGCUGCUUCCGACAGACUGGAAAAUCAGGAGGUGAAUAUCAUACAGCUCCAGGAUGCUGCCACCUUCCUUCCUGCUGACCUGCUGUUCACCAGGGGACAUUUGAUUUACCAAAUAUGAUGAAGACUGAGCCCCCGUCGGCCACGGGGGGCAACGGGGCCUCCGGUGGGAGUAGUGGAGGAAGUGGGAGCUCGAAUUUAAGGAGUCCCUCGCCACACCGCAAUGCCUAUGAGGCAGGGCUGGCAGCGCUGAAGAAGGCCACUGACCACCUCAACAAUGCCGCCAAUGGAGGCUCUGACCCUGCCUCAAAGCCUGCACCUCUGCCCCGCCCAACCGCAAGGGGCCGGAGAUAUGGAUCAAACGUUCACCGCAUCAAGAACAUGUUUAUGCAGAUGCAGUCUCCUGGUGAUGAGGAGGACGGAGCCAAAAUGAUUGAUUCACAAUUGACAUUCCUGUCAUUGUCAGAUAAAGAGCAGGCGGUGAAACUGUCUCUGCCGAGGGCAUCAAGCCUCAACGAGAACGUCGACCACAGCGCUCUGCUCAAACUUGGAGGCACAGUCUCAGAGAGGGUCAACCGUUUUGACUCCAAAGCAGGGGGGGAGGGCGGGGGUUUCUCCAAGCUCCAGGAAACCAGGAGGAUCUUUGAACAGCGGACUCUACAGGAGAAGCAAGCAGCCACCAACCGGAUCUUGCUGAAGAAGGAGCGAGCGUCAGGUUUCCAGGACAGCCGUCUGGAUGUUGUGGCUCGUUUUAAUGGUUCCACUGAGGCUCUCGACCGGCUGGACGACCCUCCUGUUCCUGCUCCCGCUACUCUUCCUGCUGCUGCAGCUGCAAUGGGGCCCGAUGACGCUGUCAGCCCCACCGUGAGCCAGCUCAGUGCUGUGUUCGAGAAGGGCGAACUGCAAAACAAUCUCUACCUCCCCAAACGCCGGUCAGGACCUGCCCUGGCACCAAAGCCCAAACCUCCCGCAAGAGCAGAGGCUGGUGGGAGGAAGGCGAAGGUGGUCCCUCCAGGUAAGGAGGACCGAGAGGAGGUGACAGCAGGAGGUGUGAGCGCCCAGGCAGCAGAGCUUCCAGAAGUGAGCAUAGGAGGAGCGGUAACAAGUGAGGAGAAGGAGGCGUUCGGACAGUCAGGAGACAAGCUCUCCAGCUCCUCCCACUCCUCAUCGUCCUCAUUAGCUGUCACUUCCUCCUCUUCAGAGGCUAAACCAGAAUUGGAGGCCCAGCCAGCAACGACUGAAGCCAGGGGGUCAAGUACCAUGGCUGCUCCAGAGCGGGAGCGGCAAGCUGCAGAGCAGGACGGCUCCACUGGGGGGUCUGACGCUGGAGCCAGGCUGGUGCAGGCCGUGGUUCAUGCCUCACUGGAAAAUGGAGAAAAAGAGCCUCCAACUUUCUCCCCUUCUUCGGAGGAGAAAGAAGGGGACUCUGAGAGGGGGGGAGAGGAAGAGGAAGAGGACGAGGAGAACGAUGAAGAUGGCUCGAGGAAGGAGGAUUACUCGGAGGGGGAUCUGGUGGAUAUCAGUGCGUACAGCGGGCUCGGUGAGGAGGACUCUGGAGGCAGCCAGUUGGACGAUGAGGAAGAUGAGGAAGAUGAGGAGGCAUACCAGCCAGAGAGCAGCUGCUCCGAAAUUGCGGGCCUUCCAGAGGAAGAGGAGCCUGCCCCAGUCAAUAGGAAGAUUAAAUUCAGCACUGAGCCAAUAAAGGUCUUCACCACCUACUCUAAUGAAGACUACGAUCGGCGUAACGAUGAUGUUGACCCAAUGGCAGCCUCAGCCGAGUAUGAGCUGGAGAAGAGAGUGGAGAAACUGGACCUAUUUCCUGUCGAGCUGGAGAAAGACAGUGAUGGUCUGGGUAUCAGCAUCAUAGGUAUGGGUGCAGGAGCUGAUAUGGGUCUGGAGAAACUGGGGAUCUUUGUUAAGACGGUCACCGAGAAUGGAGCUGCACAGAGAGACGGCAGGAUCCAGGUGAAUGAUCUGAUAGUAGAAGUUGAUGGGACCAGCCUGGUUGGCGUCACUCAGAGCUUUGCUGCCUCUGUCCUCCGAAACACCACCGGCACCGUCAGGUUUGUGAUUGGCCGUGAGAAGCCGGGGGAGCAGAGCGAAGUGGCUCAGCUGAUCCAGCAGACUCUGGAACAGGAGAGAUGGCAGAGAGAGAUGAUGGAGCAGAGAUACAAACAGUACAUGGAUGAUGAUGAAGAGACAGGUGAAUAUGCAACAGACGAGGAGGAGGAGAUGAGUCCUGUAUUUCCAAACUCCAUUGAGGUUUUUGACCUGGCGGAGAACCAGGACAUGUUGUCUCCUGUGGAGCUGGACCCUGAGAAGCUGACCCACAAAUUCAAGGAGCUUCAGAUUAAACAUGCAGUAACCCAGGCGGAGAUCCAGCUGCUAAAGAGGAAGCUGGCUCACGCGGAGCAGGAUAAAUUGCGUUGGCGGAUGGAGCGUGCUCAGUUGGAGCAAAACAUCCGGGACAGUAAAGAGAGGAUGGAGAAACUGGAGGGAUACUGGAUGGAGGCACAGUCCCUGUGUAAGGCUGUGGACGAACACCUGAAGGAAACCCAGGCUCAGUACCAAACGCUAGAGAGGAAAUACAGCAAAGCCAAGAGACUGAUCAAAGAAUACCAGCAUAAGGAGAUCGAGUACCUAAAGAAGGAGACAGCUCAGCGUCGAGCACAAGAGGAGAGCGAGGCAACACACAAAGAGGAGACAGACAACCUGCAGGAAAAGAUUACAGACUUGGAGACCAAAGUGGAUGCCCUGAAAACCCCCAAACCCUCCUAGAAUGCUGCUACUUCCUACCUCCUGUCUGUGACUGGAAGAGGUGGAGCUCUGCCUUCAUUCUGACCGGGGCUGUAUUUUACUCCAAUCAACCAUUUACUGCACGGACGGGUAGCGGGUGGGGCGGGGGGUGGGGAGAAUAACAAGGAUGACAAUUAUAAAAGAGAGGAAGAGGAGUGUGACAUAAAGGGGAAAGAAGCAACCUCUCAUCUGACAUCUGCCAGUGGCUUAGAGCUCCGUCAGUCAAUAAUCAAUCCCAGAAUGCACCCUCUGUAAUACCCAGAAUCCUCCUAGUGUGUCUUCCUGGCAACCGGCUUGGCAAUCAACAUGGAAACCACAUUUGAGAUCCUGUACUUUAUUUAUGGAUGAUCGCUUGUCCUCAUCUCAUCAACUGUAUCUUACCGGGAGUCUAUUAUCAAUUCAAAAUUAUUUUAAAAAGCGCUUUUAACAAACAGGCUCAUCACAAAGUGCUUUAUGGAGUGACAGAGGGCAUAAAUGCCGAGGAAAAACUGAGCAAACGAAGGACAAAGGUCAUUUGAUUGUCGUUAUACUACUUUUUAACAAGGUGGUUGCUGAACCAUCUUCUUUUUGGAACUGGAUUCUUAUGGAGAGGACAAAACUACAAGGAGAAGUGGCCACCUCAUUUUCUUUCUCAAGACUCAACACAAAUUCUGAAAUGGAAACUUGGUAGUAACACGUAACAACAAAAACUACUUUGUUAAGAAAAGGGCCUCCCUGAUAGUUACGUAAUAAAAACUAUCAAACAAGAUGGCAGACAAAUUUCUGAUUAGUGACAAAAACUGUGAAAUAAUACCCAGCCUUUGGUUUCUUUUCUAGCCUAACUCUCUGUGAGCAAUGGAAGGAAUCAGGCAGAAAUGUGCAUUUCCGGUUUGAACCGUGGUGGCAUACCGUUUGUAUAUAUUCUAUACGUCUAUUUAAAAGUAUUUCAGUGGCUUAAGCAAUUGAGUGGGUCAGGUGGCUGAGAAUAAGGCAGUGUAAUGAGUGAAUGGCGACGUCUUACUGUGGAGGAUUGAGUGGUUCACUUGUCCAGAUUCAGUCUGUUUCAUCUCUUUUUCUAUCAACAUCAAUGGCGAACAGGGUGUUAAUAGUCUAAUAUGUGCUUAUAGAGCUUCUAAUUGUGUAUAUUUGUUGGUGUUGUACUAUCUGUGUGUUGACAUGCACACCAAUAUCCUGUUAUUCAGGAUAGCCAUGUACUAUAUUCUUGAGUUGGUGCAGGGAAACAUAAUAGAAAUAUGAUCUCAUCCAGAAUCACAAAAAACUGAAUAUGCUAGCUGAAUAUAACUGUAUUCUACAGCUUCCACUUUCUCUCACUGAACUGAGUGCAGUCAGUUAAUUCCAGCUACAACAGGUAUGUACAACAGGAUAUGUACAACAGGAUUUUGUAGUGUCAGUUGUUCAAUCGUUUCUUGGAGGCAGAGCUACUUUAGAAAUAAUCUCACUGGUUGAGGAAAACAUCAGUGGGUGGAGCUACAGAACAAAAAAUGACAAUAUUAAAUUUUUGAGAUAGAUAUGCAUAUUAGAGAGUUUAAAAAAUCUGCUAACAGUAUAUUUCCAUAAAUACAUAACUUAUUAACAUAACUUAUUUCUAAUAAAUACAUUUAAAUUUGGUUAUUUAAGAUUUGUGACCAGUGCUCUCUGCUGGACAAACGAUUUAAUGGCAACACUGUUUCUAAAUGACCUCAAACAUAUUUCUGAACCACAGUUUCCUGUUAUUUACCAGCUAAUAUUGGCCUGUGGAAGUAAAGAAAGGCCAUAAUAAUUAAUUUUUUUAUGAGCAACUGUUACUUAAUUGUGAAACCAACCACCGAAUUAACUGAAUGAAAUAUUUGAAAACCACAUUUAGAAUUCUGAUCAAUUUUUUCAGGCUCGAUUGAUUAUUCUCGGUUGCCUGGGUAUUCAUCUUGAAUUUGCUGUCUGAAUGUAACCAGUCAAAUUAAGCAACUUCAUUUUUUGACCAAAUUUGAAGUCUUAUAUCAGAAUUUGACUAACUGAAUCUGAACAACUCAAAAAGGCUUUUUAAUAUUGGACAUGUCUUAAUUUGUGAAUCUUUAAGAAGAAAAAAAACAACUUGAAAUCAAGUUUAUAGCAAAGCUAUAAAUUCAGUAGUAUUUAAUCAAAAAACUAUUUAACAUUAAGUGUUCAUUAUUGAUUACAUUUCAAAAUGAGGUAUUCUGUUGCUUAUAAAAUUCUAAUUAUAAUGGCCUUUCUUUGCUUCCAUGUUGGCCUGCAAAGUUAUCAGCCAGGCUUGACUGGGCAUACUUACCUGUAGUUAUCCAUGUAUACUAAUUUAGCCUGCUGAUUUCUAAAAGUGUGAAAUGCAAAUGUUAUGAAUGAAAGAAUAAGUCAGUCAUUGCCAAUUACAUUUUAACAAAGUAUCAUUUUUAUCAAUGUUUUUAUUAAUAUUUCAAUCAGUAUUUGUCUUUUCUAGCUAGCUAGUAUAGCCUUUUAAGCUAACGUAGCAGGAUGGUUUUGCCUCUUAAGAAAUGUUUGCGUAACUAGACUGUACUGUGGAUAUGAGCUACAGUGUUAUUCAGAAAAAUGUGUGCAUGUAAACACACUCCACAUCUUAGUAGAAGAAGAGUAGAAGGUCCCAGUGCCAGUAUUAUGACUUUAGAAAAGGAACCUAAGUUAGUGAUACAUGCCUGACAGUCAAAAUAUGGGUUGAAUACAAAAGUUUUGCUGUGGUCAUUAAACGUCAGAUAAUUUUCUGGAUCUCAAGAACCACUAGAGGUGCAUCAGGUUCAGCCAACAAAGAAAUGAUCAUUUUUUAAAAUGUCUUUCAAACAGAUACAUUUGCAAAUUUAGAUAAAGUUGCAUCAAUUUUUAGUCAAAUAAUAAGUGCUCUUUGGGUGUGUUCUUUUUCCAGAUCUUGAAAAUGUAUUCUAUCAGAGAUGGGAAGUUAUCCUUAAGAGUUUUCCUAUUGGCUAAUGAAGAA